Messenger RNA from Entamoeba nuttalli P19, 957 nucleotides. Its product is annotated as Mov34/MPN/PAD-1 family protein. The transcript has a single exon. The record is from RefSeq and is a predicted model, not a curated record. Gene Ontology annotation, molecular function: deNEDDylase activity; metallopeptidase activity; protein binding. Gene Ontology annotation, cellular component: COP9 signalosome; cytoplasm. The coding region runs from base 1 to 957 and encodes 318 amino acids. Gene Ontology annotation, biological process: protein deneddylation. Lineage: Eukaryota; Evosea; Mastigamoebida; Endamoebidae.
AUGGGAGAAGAAGCUGCAUACAAAGAAUGGGAAAAAGUAAAUGGAGUAAAAUAUAUUGAAGAAGAUAAAUUAUUAGAGUGGAAUGAUUCUGAACGAGAACAAAUUUUUAAAGAUAGACCAUGGAAGAAAGAUCCCUAUUAUUUCAAAAAGUGUUAUGUUAGUUCAGUGGCAUUAUUAAAAAUGGUAAUGCACGCAAAACAAGGAGAGCCAUUAGAGAUUAUGGGUAUUCUUAUUGGACAAACAAAAGGAGAUUCAUUUGUGAUUACUGAUGUAGUUAGUCUUCCAGUUGAAGGAACUGAAACAAGAGUUAAUGCAUCUGCUGAUUGUGAUGCUUAUAUGUUGCAAUAUGGAGAAUACAAAAAUAGUACUGGAUUUAAAGAACCUUUUUGUGGAUGGUAUCACUCACAUCCAAGUUAUAAAUGUUGGUUAUCUGGUAUUGAUGUUGCUACAGAAAAAUUACACCAAAGCAUUAACGAUCCAUGGAUUGCUAUAGUUGUAGAUCCUGUCACAACAUCUACAAAUGGUAAAAUAGAAAUUGGUGCAUUUAGAACAUUCCCAGAAGGAUUUAAACCACAACAAAAAGCUGAAAUGAAAAAAGUACUUCCAAGUGAGAAAAUAGCAGAUUUUGGGUCGUAUUAUGAUUCAUAUUAUUCUAUUAAAGUUGAAUUAUUUAAAACAAAAUUAGAUGACCAAGUACUUCGUUUAUUAUGGCAUGAAUAUUGGAUUAACACACUUGCAGCAACAGCUAUUAUUUCUUCACGAGAUAUUAUGGACGAAAAAAUUAUUGACUUAUAUGAUAAAUUUACUGCAGAAUUAAAAAAUAAUAAAAGUAAUGUUGUAGAUGCUUGUGGUGCUAUUUUAGAUGAUGCAAAAGAAAUCCAAAUGAUUUAUGAACGAGGUAUUAAAUCUUUAGAUUUAAAGAAUAUUUUAUUUAAUCAGAAAGUUACUGGAAAAUAA